Messenger RNA from Ostrea edulis (European flat oyster), 2100 nucleotides. RefSeq lists its product as uncharacterized. The record is from RefSeq and is a predicted model, not a curated record. Bases 75 to 1373 code for a protein of 432 amino acids. The transcript has 8 exons. NCBI's taxonomy places the organism in Eukaryota, Metazoa, Mollusca, Bivalvia, Ostreida, Ostreidae.
GUAGCAACGGUUUAUAUACAUGUGUUAUCAGCUUUAACACUACAAUGGGCAUCGUGAAACUCCAGCUAUAGGGAAUGUUGCUCGCCUGGUUGAAGACUGUACACGGUAUCUCAGACUCCGAUAAGCUUUUGGUGAUCAUGUUUGGUGACAAUACGAAGCACUACAGGUAUUAUAUUUGUAAAGCUGAUUUUGUCCUGUUCAUUGCCUCAUUUCUAAGUGAAUGCUUGUGUUUGUCCAAGUUAGUUUUCUACGAUGAGAAACGGACUUGGAAUGAGGCUUACUCUAUUUGCACUCUUAAUGGAGGAUUUCCGGUAACAGUAGAUUCACAAGACAAAUACGACGUGAUAUCUACCUUUUCCACCCAAACGCCCUGGAAUUCAAUAGACAAAGUAGACAAGUCACCUGUUUGGAUCGGUCUUCACGUGACAGAUUCAGAUGGCAUCGAGAAAGCAUGGGCAGAUUGUGCACAGUACUCCUGGACAAAAUGGCAUCCAAGUCAGCCAAAUAAUCCUAAUGUGAAUAGAUGUGUCUACCUUCAGAAACUCACAGCCAACUUCUGGAUGGAUCCAUGCAAUACUCCGCAUUAUUUCAUAUGUGAAAAUAUCGAUGCGAAUCCAUGCAUUUCUCCUACAAGCAGUUGCUAUGAGGCAACUCUUGGCGUUACGGGACAGGUGGUACAGAGUAACUCCGACAACAAACCUUUAACUACCUGUAACAAUGGUAUGACCACAUCUAUCUCCACAGCAGCUGGACCAAGCACACAGAGUACUGUUAUAACCACCGAGACUUCAAGUAUACAUUUAACAUUGAACAGUUUACAGCAGGUCACAUCCUCCAACAUACCGACUGGUGCACAAUAUUUCACAAGUGAAGAAUCGUCAACUCAAUCUCAAUCCACAUUGGGAUCAACCUCAGUAUCGAUGACCAAUAGCGUACAAACAUCAUCAACUGAAAAAUCAUCAACUCAGUCUCAAUCCACUCUGGGAUCAACCUUAAUAUCAAUGACCAAUAGCGUAAAAACAACAUCAUCUGCAUUAAAUAAUGCAUUGGAAUACACAACUAUUUCUGUAGCAGAAUGUAUAUGCACUUGUGUCAACGACGGUGCCAAUAUAACAGAAUCAGAGUUAAAAAACAAAAUAGAAACUAGAAAGAGGGUUCUUGAGGUUAACAAAUCAUCUCUCUCCAGCACUAUUCGCAAAAAAGAAAGUGCUUAUGACUCCCGAAUAAGUGCUAAAGGAAUCGGAUAUGUUGGGGUGACUUUCAUUACAUUCAUCGUGGGAGGAAUUGUUUUAAUGGACCUCCAUAAUUUAUAUGUGUUUAUUGGUAAGAAACAUAGCGCAACAAAGAGUCAACAGGAAAGAACAAGUGAGUGAACGCAAUAUCAGAAUUGGGAUGGAAAUGUUUUAACCAGAGCAAUGAGCAUCCUUGGAAGUCGUAGAAAUCUGUCCAUUUCAUGUAAUAGUUCGGGAGGACGUGAAUUCCUGCCCCAACACGCCAGAAUAAACAAAUAUUCCAUGGAUUUAGUUGGUGUCCUAGAGCUAACGGUCUUGUUAAUGAUGUUCCAAAUAUUCCCGAUCGGAAUGAAUUUUCAGAUCGUCGUCCCACUAGAGGAAAUUAAUGGCGUUUCAAGGAUAUAUUAAGGCGAUUUCUGUAAAUUCUUUAUGGCCCAAUGCUAAAGAGAUCCCAAGCUAUAUUCGAAGUAAUGAUUUUUGUAUGAACAGUGUACAUUGUAAGACAUACAUAUCUAAAGUGCAUGAUUUGUUCAGCAGAAAUCGAUUGGAUAUUUUAUAGAAAAAAUAUAUUAUUAAUAAAAAUACAAUAGAUUUUAAAAUAUUUUAAUCUGAUAUUGCCGUCUCAUUUGAACAUUAAUUUCGGGAACAUAUUUAAUAGAAUGAAAUAUUGGAAACUUUCUUCGUAUUAUACAUUGUAGUCAAGUUUCACGGAGCUGUAUAUUCUGUAACAUUGCUGAUAUAGAACAUAUUUAUUGACUUAACGUAGAAAACCUGGCAAUGUAUGUGAGGUGUUCUGCAAGCUGAAGACCUGUCGAGCUCAUUACACUUACAUGCUAAGACUAUUCAAUAAAUAAUGUGUUGUACAGUU